This is a messenger RNA of Aspergillus niger, 270 nucleotides long. RefSeq lists its product as hypothetical. The transcript is spliced from 2 exons. NCBI's taxonomy places the organism in Eukaryota, Fungi, Ascomycota, Eurotiomycetes, Eurotiales, Aspergillaceae. The record is from RefSeq and is a predicted model, not a curated record. The coding region runs from base 1 to 270 and encodes 89 amino acids.
AUGAGCAUCCGGAAACAGAACGAGCAUCUGAUGUCCACUUCUGCGACCGAACGUGCUUGGCAGAUAAUCUGGGCUCAUCCGACCAACUUAAUUUGGACCGUCCAGCAGGAAAUGGUCAGGACCCAGAAUGAUGAUGAUGAGUCUCUCGGCCAGCUGAUCAUGCCCAUCCGUGCCCAAAACACCGAAAGUCCGACGUAUCCAUUGGUCUCGUUCCACCGGCGGUCGGAGCAGAAGCAGUUGGCAGGGUCCUUGAUCCAACCUGUAGGGUAA